Coregonus clupeaformis (lake whitefish) is the source of this 3833-nucleotide messenger RNA. Its product is annotated as zinc finger and BTB domain-containing protein 26. NCBI's taxonomy places the organism in Eukaryota, Metazoa, Chordata, Actinopteri, Salmoniformes, Salmonidae. The transcript is spliced from 2 exons. Gene Ontology annotation, molecular function: DNA-binding transcription factor activity, RNA polymerase II-specific; RNA polymerase II cis-regulatory region sequence-specific DNA binding; protein binding. Gene Ontology annotation, biological process: regulation of transcription by RNA polymerase II. Bases 1269 to 2573 code for a protein of 434 amino acids. The record is from RefSeq and is a predicted model, not a curated record.
GGUUGGGAAUUGUGGGGAGGUGUGAGUCAGGCUGUGCAUCCCUCUCUCAGAGUCGCGUAGCUAUGUCACAAUGGGACGUCGGACUAUCGGGCCUCAGCGUCUGUGGACUAUGAUUUAUGCUUUAGGUCCAUGGGACCACUCACUCAGCGUUAGUCUGACCACCAGCUGAAAUGGCUCUCUACCGCUUUAAAAAGUCAUCCCUCUGUAGAUCGCUCUAGCUGAGAGAGUGGCGCCCCUCCCUACUCUUCCGCACUGUAGGCAAUCUGCAAUUUUUCAAGACGAUUCUAGAUUGAAAAGUAGAUCCAUCUAAACCGAUUUUACCGAGAGAAAACCAUAUUUCGAGGAGGGGUUUUCCUAUUAGCAAUAUACGAUAGGUGAAUACGUUUUCUCUAGUGCUGAAAUGUAGUAAUGCCGUUGUCUUUACAUUCGGGAAACAGUGGUGAAAUAUGGCCACUGUUUUAGAGCAGCAUCUAGAUUACCGUGAAGAAAAAGAACACUGAGUAGACAGAAUUUGAUUUUGCUAGGUCGUUUCACUAAAACAAUGAAUGACGAUUAACUGUGUUUCUGUUAGAUUUUUCUCCAAAGGGACUAACAUUUUUUCUUAAUGUUUAUCAAACCUCAGUUUGUCUUCCAACGAAUAGGCUCAGCGGUUUUCAGUGUCUAUCGUCUCUCUUCUAGUCUGGCUGACACCAGCUCUCGAAGGGUCGCGCGUCAACCAGGCUGUCUCUCCUCUCCACAGCAGCCUUAUAAUAGGCCUAAUAAUAAUCCUAAUAUUACCACGUGAGAUUGGAGAUUUUUAUAUUGUUUUAGUACCUGAUAUGGUGGAGUUUUCAUAUUGAUCUCUUAUAAUUACUGCAUUAUUAUUGAUCAAUUAUCUAUUUUGUAAUAAGAAAUAAUAUAACAUGUUAUGUCAUGAUUUUAUAUUUAUUUUCUCAAGUGUGGGACUGCUGUAUUAGUAUUGAGUAAUUGUGCACUUCUUCACAUGACACUGCUAGUCAUUGCUCAGAAAUCUAAAUAAAAGUUGCACUCCUCAUGCUUUGAGCCUUAAUAAUGUCUUAUGAGCCUUUAUGACAUAUUCAACUGGCUCAAACUGGCUGUUAUUAAGUCAGGAUCAUUCUGAUAAUAAUACAUUAUAAGGGGGUCAUAUGCUUAUGACAAGUCUUAAAAUGCUUUUAAACCGCAUCAUAUUCCAUAUACCUGUUAUCAAAUGUAUUGCCAUUGUGUCUACUCCCUUCCACCAGGCCUGCAGGCAGCUGCAGUAAGCCACCAUGUCCAUGGCCCAGCAGCAGAACCAGGUGAUCCUCCAGUUCCACUUCAGAACCUUUGGAGACUCCAUGCUGCAGAAGAUGAACCUGCUCCGCCACCAGAGCCGAUUCUGUGACGUCACUGUGCGCAUCAAUGACCUGGAGGUCCCCGGUCACAAGGUGGUGUUGGCAGCCGGUUCUUCCUUCCUCCGGGACCAGUUCUUCCUGCAGGAUUCAUCCAUGAGGGAGGUCCAGAUCUCCAUGACCCAGGAGGCGGAGGUGGGCCAGCAGCUGCUGCUGUCCUGCUACACGGGAACCCUGGAGCUGCCUGAGAUAGAGCUGGUCAAAUACCUAACUGUGGCCAGCUUCCUCCAGAUGGGCCACGUAGUGGAGCAGUGCACCCAGGCCCUCAAGAAGUUCAUCCAGCCGCGACCCUGCCAGGUGAAACAGCAGCAUCGGGAGGAGGAGGGAGAUGGAGAGACUCUCAGAGCCUCUCACGCCCAGAGAGUACAUGAGCUGCCCCAAGCACAGGUAGUGCAUCGUGAGGUGGAGGAGGAUGAUGAAGACGAUGAUGAUGUGACAAUUCAGCUGAUGACCCCUCCCCAGAGGCAGAAGCGAGACAGGAGUGAGGGCGAGGAGAGCCCCAUCACCAUCGUAAAGGUGGAGUCCGUGUGUGAGCGGGUGUCUGAGAUGUCUGAACUUCCCUCUGCCUCCACUGCAGUGCGCUUCCCCACCAGCCCCCCAUUGUCGUUACACUCCCCCGAGCCCCAGCACUCCCUCAUCAACUCCACCGUGGACACCCGGGCUAGCGAAAUGACCAUGCCACCCUUGCCAGGAUACCCACUCAGCCCCCCUCCACUACCCACCUCAGCCACAGGGAGACCCAAUCUGGGGGGGCACCUACGAAACUCAGACAAAUCCCUUCAGUGGUACCACCAGUGCCCAAAGUGUGCCCGCGUGUUCCGCCAGCUAGAGAACUAUGCCAACCACCUCAAGAUGCACAAGCUGUUCAUGUGCCUGCUGUGUGGCAAGAUGUUCACCCAGAAGGGUAACCUGCACCGGCACAUGCGGGUCCACGCUGGCAUCAAGCCCUUCCAAUGCAAGAUCUGUGGCAAGACCUUCACUCAGAAAUGCUCUCUCCUGGACCACCUGAACUUACACAGCGGAGACAAGCCCCAUCGCUGUAACUACUGCGACAUGGUGUUUGCACACAAGCCCGUGCUCCGCAAACACCUCAAACAAAUCCACGGCAAGAACAGCUUUGACAACGCCAACGAGAGGAGCCAACUACACGACGGGGUUCUGGACUUUGAGUCUGCAGGACUGUAGCAUGGACAAUAAGCCUGUUCUUAUGGGUGACUCUCUGUAGCACUGUAUCGCGUUCCAUUCCAGUCAUAAAUUAAUAGCUGCGUAGUAGUGUUAACUGAAUUGUAAACCACAUUGUAAGGUACUUGAAGGUACAAGACUGAAUAUUAGAAGAAGAGUUACUGUAAAAUGAGUACUAAAAAUAUAAACUGAAAUGAUUUGUCCUGAUGAGGAUUGUUUUGGCUAAGGAAACCUACAGUAGAACAAAAGUGAUGAAAGUGUGUCUGUAGCACAUAAUAUGUUAUGAUGCCUGUUUUGGAAAUGGGGUAGACAAUAUAUGCUUGAGUAUUGUAUGAGGACAUGACAUGUGGGUAAGGAUGAUGAGUAUGUUGUGGUUCUACUGUGACAUAUCAGAGGAUCAGAUUCCCAACAGGAAAACGAUGAGUCCCACUUUACUUUAAAGAGAUUCAACGUAAUAUAUUGUACGAAUUGGAAUUCGUAACAUAUCAUACGAAUUGCAGGAGGUAACAUAUCAUGCCAAAUGGAUGACAUUGUACACAAUUGUGCACACUUUUCAGGGACCCGGUUUGGCUCAUGAGCACUACUUUCAAAACUACUGGCUGAAACUAUACAAAACCUUUAUAACGCAUCUUUAAGUGACACUAAAAGCUGAUCUAUUUGCAAAGUUUUUACAUUGGUAGGUACAGGAUAAUUACAGUGUGUGCACACAUUAGUACUUAGUAUGGCCUGUUUGGGCCAACUGUCAAUUUAAGUUUAUUUGCUAAUCUAAUUGAUAGCCUACAAAGUCCAAACAUGAAUAGUUGUAAGUACUAUGUAACAACGUGUAUCUAUACUGUAAUAACACUGUACUUGCCAAUGUCACCACCAUGUAAAUACUGAUAUGUUUUUCAGCACAAUGCAACAAAUCAAGUCACUGUAGUCAGCCUGUAAACUCAAAAGCAUUAGCAUACUUUCUACAGUAGAUGGAGCCAUUGUAUACCAUAUCGUUGCACAGCAUGAUGCGUUGUCUUUUAUACCCUCUGAACUCUUGCUGGCCAUUGUUGUGGGUGAAUCACUGGUGUUACAGUACUGUAAUUCAAGAUUGGAACAUGAUUUAGAUUGAUGACUGCUCCCAAUGCCACAGCAUCAGGAUUAUUAUAAUGUAGUAAAUGAAUGGACUGAAUGUUUACACUAUUAUUUUUCUCUGCUCCAUUUUGAUAGCAAUAUCCCUAUUGUACUUCAUACCAUGCAUUAUUAAUAUAAGUAUUCACUGUGUAACACUUA